Messenger RNA from Epinephelus moara (kelp grouper), 4385 nucleotides. RefSeq names its product ring finger protein, LIM domain interacting (gene rlim). Bases 1 to 2109 code for a protein of 702 amino acids. NCBI's taxonomy places the organism in Eukaryota, Metazoa, Chordata, Actinopteri, Perciformes, Serranidae. Gene Ontology annotation, cellular component: cytoplasm; nucleoplasm. The record is from RefSeq and is a predicted model, not a curated record. Gene Ontology annotation, molecular function: ubiquitin protein ligase activity. Gene Ontology annotation, biological process: random inactivation of X chromosome; ubiquitin-dependent protein catabolic process; protein ubiquitination. The transcript has 3 exons.
AUGGAGGGGUCUGACAGUUCUGAGCAGAGUGGCAGUGACCAGCCAGAGUCACAGCGCAGAAGGCAGCUGGACCGCCUGGACAGGGAGGAGGCCUUUUACCAGUUUGUCAACAAUCUGAGUGAUGAGGACUAUCGUCUCAUGAGAGACAACAAUCUUUUGGGCACCCCAGGAGAAGUAACGGAGGAUGAGCUGUUUAGCAGACUUCAGCAAAUCAAGGAUGGUCCAGAACAGCAGAAUAACAGUACUAGUGCCCCCAGUACUGAAAAUGGAGAAGAUCCAGUUGAACCACCAGAAAACCCUGAGGAUCCUGCCAAUGGGGAUAGUCUCUUAGACUGGCUGAACACAGUGAGGCGCACAGGCAACACUACCAGAACUGGUCAUCGUGGAAACCAGUCAUGGCGGGCCGUAAGCCAGACCAACCCAAACAGUGGGGAUUUUCGCUUCAGCCUCGAAAUCAGUGUGAAUCGGAACCUGGCUGAACAGCAGGCAGCUGCUGAAGGGGAGCAGGAGCCUCCACAGGAGUCUUCCCAGGAAUCUCCAGAGGGUCAAGAAGUGGUGGCAAAUGCUGAACCACAGGUGCCUAUGGAGACAGAAGUGGUGGAGGAACCAGUAGUAGAGGAAUUGGCUGUCAUAGUGGAGCCAGAGCCUGAGCCAGAGCCUGAACCAGUGCCUGAGCCAGUGCCUGAGCCAGUGCUUGAGCCUGAGCCUGAGCCUGAGCCUGUGCUUGAGCCUGAGCCAGAGCCUGUGCCUGAGCCAGAGCCGGAGCCGGAGCCGGAGCCGGAGCCUGAGCCUGAGCCUGAGCCUGAACUAGAAGAAGUUGUUUCACAAGAGAUUUUAGGAGAACAUCCCAGCUCACCUGCUGCCCUGCCUGUACUACCCCCACUUUCUCCUUCUCCACGUAGAGGACAAAGGAGAGCCCGCAGCCGUAGUCCAGAGCCACGCAGGACUAGGGCCCGUACAGCCAGGAGCCGUUCCCCUCUCAAUCUGGAUCAGCUGGAUGGUCUCCCUAAUUCACGUCAUGCUCACUCCUCUCAAGGCAUCAGCUCUUCCACCAGUGUCUCCCCUGUGCCUCAGGUGGAGGGCAGCUCUCGGACUCGACAACAUGUUCUUUCUAGGCAAAGCACUGCUGACAGUGAUGUUCAGCCAUCUAGGGCUGGCGAAGAAAUGGUCCCUGAGGCCCAAAAUGUAGGAUCUCAGGAAGGAGAAGCUCCCGGGGGUGAAGGGGGUGCAGCAGGGCGCCGUCCCCCUACUAUUAUGCUUGAUCUCCAGGUGCGUCGUGUGCGUCCAGGCGAAUAUCGCCAAAGAGACAGCAUUGCUAGUCGCACCCGUUCACGCUCCCAGAACUCAAACAACACAUUUCUUUACGAAAGUGAGCGUGGUGGAUUUCGUAGGACUUUCUCACGCUCUGAGCGUGCUGGUGUGAGGACCUACGUCAGCACUAUUCGCAUACCUAUCCGAAGAAUCUCCGAUGCAGGUUUGGGAGAGGCAACCUCAAUGGCUCUCCAGUCUAUGAUUAGGCAGAUUAUGACUGGUUUUGGUGAACUCGGCUACCUCAUGGAUUCAGAUUCUGAUUCGUCAGAUUCAAACCGUGGAGCCAACACACCUGCGGAUCUGGCUGAAGCCCUCAACAACCCAGAUGCUCCUCCUGCUGCUGCUCCUAUUGCUGAUGUUGAUGAACCACCUGUGGCUGCUGGAGUCAGAGCAAGGACAGCUGAGACUGAUAUUGAUGAGGGCCUUGCCGCUGCUCCACCUGCCUCUGGUGGCAGGGCCCGACCUAGACCACCUAUCAGCCUAGAGGAGCCCAGCUCACUGCCCUUCCUGCGGCUUGCCCAUUUCUUCCUCCUAAAUGAUGACGACGAGGACCAGCCCCAAGGGUUGACCAAAGAGCAGAUUGACAACCUCUCAAUGCGCAACUUUGGUGAGAGUGAUGCCUUGAAGACUUGCAGUGUCUGCAUAACAGAAUAUGCAGAAGGUAACAAGCUACGUAAGCUGCCCUGCUCGCAUGAGUACCACGUGCACUGCAUUGAUCGCUGGCUAUCGGAAAACUCCACUUGCCCCAUCUGCCGCAGGGCUGUCUUGGUAUCAGCCAACCGAGAGAGUGUGGUGUAGCUUAUAAAAGACUGAAGACAUUUUGUUUCAAACUAAGUAAUCUUAAUAUCUCAGGCCCAUAAGAGGCUUUGAGGAAAUGUGUCUCCACUGUUGAAAUGUAUUUCCUUCAUACCAUUUGUGAGUUUGAUCAUAAAGCAGUCACAGGUUUGAUUUGGGGUGCUCCAUAACAGUGACAUCGGGACAUACUCAGUCUCCAGUAAGACAUUUAUUAUGGCAGUCCAAAGUUAGGCACAAGCAAUGCAUGUUGUUUGAAUCAACCUGUAGUGACCAAGCAGUUUGUUGCAUUGCGUCAAGCCAUGCACACAAGCAGGCCGGUAUCUCUUAAAGAAUCCCCUGGUUAUAAAUGCUGCACACCUGCAGGUAGUUCAGACACAUCUGCUCUUUUGUAUUAGCUCCUAAAUGGCGCUUUAUAUACCAGAAGUUGGGUAUUGGUACAGUUCUUAGUUACACCAGUUCAAAGUAUUAGCUGUAAAUAAGCUUGUAAAAAUAAUUUUAAAUCAUACUUUGUAUCAGUGAAUUGGUUUUGGAUUGUAAAUUAUCUCAUAAGAAGAUUAGGGUCAUUUUUGCCACAGUUACUCUCUACCAGAGCAUCCCUAAAUUUGCUGUUAAAGAAAUAGGUGGUUUCAGUGUACACAGCAGAAUUAUUAAGAGAUUGAGAUGUCCAGAGGAUGUAGGACAUUAAUUGGUUUGCCAUUUACAGUGUGACUUCUACUCUCCGUUUGGUGCACCUGAAAGACACAGACUACUGUUGUGGAGUGGCAUAUACCAUGAAAACUCUCAGUGUGCUGAAUUGUUUCACAAAAUAAAAUGUACAGACAGGAAAGAUAAUUCAAACCAGGCUACUUUGGCAAAAUGUGUAUGUUUAUUUUGGAAUCAUAUACUAUCUUAUUUCCUUGAUCAUUAAAAAUGAUUGAAUCGUAUUCAUACCAGAAAUUGGGGAUGUCUCAAUAUUGGUAGUAGAUAUGGGUUUAUAUCAAGUUCUUGGCAUGUGAAUAUCCCCACCUCAAAAAUACUAACAGGCAUGACAUGUCAGAAAAAGAAUAUACUUGCUUUUGACUUUUCCCCCCAAAUGUAAGGGUGUUUAUUUUUUAAUGUACAACAAUGAUUUCUCAAUCAUUUUGUCCUGUCAUCCAUCAGGUCUGAUUUCUUUAUUUUUCCACUCCCACAUUGAGUUGUCUUAAAUUAUUGACUGAUGAAUUAAGUUCUCUAAGCUGGUCUUGGCAUAGAUCGAAAUGACCAGAAAUUGUGUUAAAAUAAAAUGUCAACUCAAACCAGAAUAGAGGUCCACCUCAAUGUACAAGUGAGAACUUAAGUUAUUAAUCCAAAGCUUUGAGUAUCAGACAUUAACCAAGUCUGAACAAAGGUCACAUCAUUGUCCUUCUGUCUAAGUAAGGCUCCAGUAGAAGUCAAGAUGCUCACCCACUGUGCCCUUCUGCCCCAUGAGCAGAUGCUCCAUACCAGUGUGCAAUACAUGCUAAAAUGAAAGUAGGGAAAUACAAACCAAGAUAUAAAUGUAUGCUAUUGUUAAAACUGUUAAUGUUAAUGGCUAAAAUCUUAAAUGAAGACUUAUUACCUUUUUAAAAUGUGUUGAAGUUAUUUUAUUUUAUUUAGUUCUGUAGCUUUUAAUAGCACUGUCGAUGAACAGAAACACUGGCUAAAGGAAGAAAAGGGCAUCACAGUUAAUGCCAUCAUGUCAUGUUUCUUGUUCCACUGUUAGAUGUCCUUGCCACAAUUAUUACUUCCCUUUGUGGGACAUAACAGUUUGAAUGCAAGACAUUGUCAUUGUGAAAUACCAUAAACAUGUAAAUGAAAUGUAUGUUCCCUCUUAGGCCAUUCUUUAGUUUUGGCCUUGUUCUGUGACCCACCCAGUGCAGUAUGUUAACUGGGUGUUAAAUGAAACUAACCGCUGAAUUAAACAAGUUGUUAUGCUAAAAAAAAUGCAUUGCAGGUAUGCCUUCUGUACACUCACCGUGCUGUUGGGUUAUUAGUUGCACACAUUAUUAGUUAUUAUUACCUUUAUCUUAAAUAUUCAGCAGUUACAACAUACUUUUCUUUUCAUUUUGCUUGGAUCUGACAUAUUUUUCCCUUACCACUGCAUAUUUAGGCUUUUUUAAAAUGUAAUUUACAACCCUGAUUCCAAAAAAGAUGGGAUGCUGUGUAAAAGGUUAAAACAAUGUAAUGAUUUGUAAAUGUUUUUCCACCUAUAUUCAAUUAAAUGCAGUGAAAAUGAGACAAUAUUUAAUGUUCAAACUAAUAAACUUUGUUUUGGUAAAUAU